CUUUAGGACCGUCAGAUACCGGAAGUACGCUGUCAAUAUGCCGUCUAUCUGCUGUGCAGUCGGCUGCGAUAGAGCUAAGGCUAAAAAUACAGGACUUACGUUUUACAAUAUCCCCAAAAACAAUGAAAGAAGACAGAGGUGGGUCGCUGCCAUUAAAAGGGAUCACUGGACUCCCACAGAACACUCUAGACUCUGUGCUGACCACUUCAUCUCAAAAUAACAAUAACAGCAUAAAUGGUUCAGCAACAGAGAGUUUUUCCCUUCAUUGGGAUUCUUCUUUGGUUUCUGAGGAUCACUACUCAGCUGGCACCUGAGCAGUACCACCUCAUCAAUGAAUCCUUAACCUGGUAUGAGGCCCAGAGCUUCUGCAGACUUAAGUAUACCGACCUGGCCACAGUGAACAACAUGGAUGAUCAAAAAAGGCUGGUAAACACCCUGGGAAGUCAUGUGACAAAUACCUGGAUCGGUCUUCAAAAAGGUGGCUAUGCCAGAUGGAUGUGGUCCGAUGGGAGCGGCUUGGCAGCGUUCAUCAAGUGGAACCAAGAUGAGCCCAACAACCACGGAGAGCAAGAACGGUGUGCGGAGAUGAGCAACACGAGCUUGUGGAAUGACGUUUCAUGCCUAGACAUACAAGAUUUUGUGUGUUACGAACGUCGGGAUGGAAAGAAAAGAUUUGUGUAUUACACAAGCAAACGAAACUGGGUGGACAGUCAAGAGCUCUGCAGAGCCAAGUACAUUGACCUGGCCUACAUAGGGUCAGAGGGGGACAACUCACAAGUAUUCAGCUUAGCCAAGUGGGUCGAUGCCAGUAUGACCACUACGUGGAUUGGACUCUUUAAAGACUCCUGGUACUGGUCGGAUGGAAGAGAAACCUCCUUCAGGUACUGGCUGACAGGGAGGCCUGGUCUGGGAAACUGUUCUGCGGUUGCAUGGACUCAGCAGAAACGCUGGGUUGCAGCUGUUUGUGACAAUAAGGUCACGUUUUUGUGUGAAGGAGGCCUCAAAUUAAGGAAGAAGUUUAUAAGGGUAACGGUGCACUCUGAUGUGGAUCUCAAUGAUUUCACAGCCACUGAUGUCCUGCUGACAAAGUUGGAGAUAAACCUAAGACAACAGGGUGUGACUGAUAUCAAGCUUGGUUGGCAAGGGGACAAACAUGGACUCAUCUUCCAACGUCAGAAGCAGAUGAGGGUCUCGGGAAGACAGGGUUGUUAAAGCCUGGUGUGGUACUUCUCAAAAUUUGGAUCUGGGUCGUGUUUCAAUCGCUACAGAAAGAAAUGCCAAAAAAAGAAAAAGUGUAGUGAUAGGUAGAAUCCACUCAGAUAAGGAUUGUGAGCAUUUGUAAUGAAUCCUCUCUCACUAUCAUUUUUCCAAGUCCAAGGUUAUUCAAUAGAUCCACAAAGUCUUCAAGAAAGGUCCUGGAGAUAGGCAGAGUUUCAGUUUGAAGGGUUUCUUGAGCUGGAGGCAACUGAAGAAAAUGCUCUGAUCAUCCCCCCUUUAUUUCCAGACUUUUUCUAUUCUCUGUUAGAAAAACUAAAUAAAAAUGAAGUCAGUUUUCCAAGUUUAUUGGUGUAUUUUUAGGGCCUUCCUAUUCUUCACCUUCAUCUUUUAACGGUGUCCCAGCUUCUGAAAAUGAAAACCUGCCCAAACAAUUUGAUUGUCCUGCUAAAAUAUUUGCUGGGCAUGAUGAACUUUGGACAGAGUGACUCCAUACUGAAAUUCCCCCACAAAAAUUUGGUUUACCAGGGAAACUUCAGGCUAAAAUUAAAUUACUGAGACUGCUCAUAUUAUAGCUGUGCUGUAUAAAGCAGUGUGUUUAUUUAUUUCGUAUUCAUGUCUAUGCUUUCAUUUAUAUUAACAUAUUAUGUUCCAUGAUGUUUUCCAUAUUAUAUUCCAUGCACACAAUCUGCAUCUACAUGUACAUUGUGUUUAUUUAUUAUUAAUAUUAAACAUUUAUUCACCAUAA
This is a messenger RNA of Mugil cephalus (flathead mullet), 1963 nucleotides long. RefSeq names its product macrophage mannose receptor 1-like. The transcript is spliced from 8 exons. NCBI's taxonomy places the organism in Eukaryota, Metazoa, Chordata, Actinopteri, Mugiliformes, Mugilidae. The coding region runs from base 235 to 1212 and encodes 325 amino acids. The record is from RefSeq and is a predicted model, not a curated record.